ACGGCAGUGAGCACAUGUCGGCCGCUGGAAAGAGCUGGAUUCUCGUUUCAGGCCAUUAUCAGAAAAGCUAAGUUUGCUGUAUAGUAAGGAUCAGAAGAUCUGAUCCUGAUUACAGAAUCUUGGGUUGUGACUCCCCCCCUCAUCCUUCCAGACCAUCCCAGAAGAUAUAUAAGAGUGCAUCUGAAAAAACACUAGGAGUUCCUGGAAGAGCAAGAAGGAAGAGGAUUAUUGGUUGAAAUAAAAACAGGGUUGAAUGAGUUCCAGAAAGCAGGGUUCUCAAACUCGUGGACAACAAUCUGCAGAAGAAGACAACUUCAAAAAACCAACUAGAAGCAACAUGCAGAGAAGCAAGAUGAGAAGGGCCUCCUCGGGAAAGAAGACGGCUGGUCCACAGCAGAAGAAUCUGGAUCCAGCCCUCCCAGGCAGAGGAGGGGGGCGCUCUGCUGAGAACCCCCCUUCAGGAUCUGUGAGGAAGACAAGAAAGAACAAACAGAAGACUCCUGGAAACGGAGAUGGUGGCAGCCCCAGUGAAGCCCCUCAGCCACCUCGGAAGAAAAGGGCCGGGGCCGACCCCACUGUUGAAAGCGAGGAGGCGUUUAAGAAUAGAAUGGAAGUUAAAGUGAAGAUUCCUGAAGAAUUAAAGCCAUGGCUUGUUGAGGACUGGGAUUUAGUUACCAGGCAGAAGCAGCUGUUCCAACUGCCUGUGAAGAAAAAUGUAGAUACCGUUCUGGAGGAGUAUGCAGAUUGCAAGAAGUCGCAAGGUAAUGUCGACAACAAGAAGUAUGCAGUGAACGAAGUGGUGGCGAGCAUAAAGGAAUACUUCAACGUGAUGCUGGGCAGUCAGCUGCUCUACAAGUUUGAGAGGCCCCAGUACACCGAAAUCCUCUUGGCUCACCCGGAUGCGCCCAUGUCCCAGGUUUAUGGAGCGCCACACCUACUGAGAUUAUUUGUAAGAAUUGGAGCGAUGUUGGCAUACACGCCCCUUGAUGAGAAGAGCCUUGCAUUACUGUUGGGCUACUUGCAUGAUUUCCUAAAGUAUCUGGCAAAGAAUGCUGCAUCUCUGUUUACUGCCAGUGAUUACAAAGUGGCCUCAGCCGAGUACCACCGCAAAGCCCUGUGAGGGUCUACUGACCACUCACUGUUAUGUCUGGUAUCAGUAAACACUUUUUGUUCUUAGUCUUUUUCCUGUAUGAUUGAUGUUCUUUCCAAUUGUUAAUGUACAACAGGGCUUAUGUUUCAGUUGUUUUCUGUUUUGUUCUAAACAGAAAAUGAAAGGAGUGCGAGCUCCUUUUCUCAUUUCAGAGUUGCUACCAGUGUAUGCAGUAAUUAGACAAAGAAACAUUCAGUAGAACAUUUUCUUGCCUAGUUGACAACAUUGCUUGAAUGCUGGUGGUUCUAUCCCUUUGACACUACACAAUUUUCUAAUUCUGUGUUAAUG
This is a messenger RNA of Hipposideros armiger (great roundleaf bat), 1438 nucleotides long. RefSeq names its product mortality factor 4-like protein 2. NCBI's taxonomy places the organism in Eukaryota, Metazoa, Chordata, Mammalia, Chiroptera, Hipposideridae. Gene Ontology annotation, cellular component: NuA4 histone acetyltransferase complex; nucleus. Gene Ontology annotation, biological process: chromatin organization; regulation of DNA-templated transcription. The record is from RefSeq and is a predicted model, not a curated record.